Messenger RNA from Colletotrichum karsti, 2082 nucleotides. Its product is annotated as WD g-beta repeat containing protein. Lineage: Eukaryota; Fungi; Ascomycota; Sordariomycetes; Glomerellales; Glomerellaceae. Gene Ontology annotation, cellular component: Set3 complex. The transcript is spliced from 6 exons. Gene Ontology annotation, biological process: regulation of transcription by RNA polymerase II. The record is from RefSeq and is a predicted model, not a curated record. Gene Ontology annotation, molecular function: protein binding; transcription corepressor activity.
UUGCGGGCUUCCUCAAUCUUCAAUCUUUCCUCUCAUCUUGAAAUCGACGACGCGAUUCUACCAACAACGCUCCCCUCGACGACGCCCCGGAAGACGCCCAGAGAGGACUUCGUCGACACUUUGAUCGGUUCCCCGUACAGAUUUGCACCCAUUACGCCGCCCACUGCGGCACCGCGCGGUAUGGUCACCAAGGAAUUCCUCGACUCGGACAGAGUCAACUUCCUCAUCUGGAGAUACAUGUUGGAGAGCAACUACCGCGAGACCGCAGUUAAGCUUCAAAAGGAGUGGCAUUGCCCGCAACCUCAUCGCCAGUUUGAUUUCGCAAAUCACGUCAAGAGCCAUGCGCUAGUGUCCAUCAUCAACAAAGGUCUCCUCUACCAGGCCCUCGAGAGGGAACACGCAAAGAAAUUGGUGCCUCAAGAUGCAACGGCAACAGCCGAAGCAUUGCAGGUGGGGUUGUUUGGGCCUUUGAUCCCUCAACCGCCUCACAAGAUCGAGGAGGAUGAGGAUGCGGACGGGGAGGUGGACGACACGGAAAUGGAGGUCGAAAACACUCGAAAACGCCAACUUGACAGCCGGCCACAGCAGCACUUGGUGAAUGGCGGCUCACCCAGCAAGCGGCCCAGGCUCAGCAAUGGGUACGAAAGCACGAACGGGGCGGAUGCAGCCACGGACCCCAUGGAUCUAGACAGCCACGGGGACAACCACGCCUACCCGUCGCCCCUGGAAGGCGAACAAGCUCCAACGCCUACCCCGAGAACAGACGGCCCCGAGCAGGGCACGCAGGUCGACAAAGUCCAGGAACUCACGACAGAAACGACAUUUCUGCGAUUAAUGUCCGAUGACACCACGACCAACUCGCAGGACGGCGACGCGACGACAAUGCCAGCGACCGGUACCGCUUCGCCCUCGCCAGCCAACGGCGAAAAUGCACCCAUUCUGUUGCGCUGCGAGUGGAACCCCAAAGACCCAUCCAUCUUGGCGGCUGCUGGAACCGAUGCGCUAGCCCGAAUUUGGACCAUCUCACGUUCAAGCACUAUGACGCCUGUGUCAGCUCCCGACGCCGACGGUCACGUGCACGGCGUCCACCGCCCGUACCACAAUCUCAUCGACGACGAGACGCCCAAGUCGGCCACCGUUGGUCAGUUGGCAUGGAACUGGGGGGGAACUGCGAUCGCCGUCGCGGCAGAGUAUGCUGUUCACAUCUGGGCCAAGGAUGGCUCUCAUGUCGACAAGUUCGACGUCUCGGACCCUCCGGUCAUCAAGCUUCGAUGGAGCCCAAGCGACGCCGCCCUCUUGGCCAUCGCCCCCGAUAACAGCAACGGCAAUGGAAAUGGUGGCGCCCUCGUGACCGUCUACCACUCUCUGACCUCAAACACCAUGUCCUACUUCUUGCCAAAUCACGACCUGCUCAAUUGGCCCCUCGACGCAGCAUGGACGAGCGAGACGGAGUUUCUGCUUACCGGCGGCGACGUGAUGAUGUCGCUGCGCUGCACCGAGACGGCCAUUUUGCCGAACAAGAAGUUUGAGAGUCGGGAGGACGACACCUUCACUCAAGUUGCCUAUGACUGGCGUUCAAAAUUGAUUGCCACAUCAAGCGACAAGGGUAUCCUGGAUCUCUGGGAUGAAAAUGGCCAGCGCCGCUCAAUAACGGCUCACACCGGUGCCAUCACAGCACUGCAAUGGCAACCCCUGCAAGGCGACUCGAACCCACACGAAGACGAACGACUCAUCGCAACCGGAGGCGACGACUGUGCUAUUUUGAUUUGGAACGCCAAGUAUCCCGACCAGAAGGCGAAGUCCUACUUGACGAUGGAGUCACCCAUCGUGGCUGUCGCCUUCACCCCUGACGGUGCCUUCAUUGCAGGAGCCACGGCGGGACACAUCCUUAUUUGGAAGGUUGGCGAACAUACGAUGCCGCGUGCCAGCUGGAGCAGAGCACCGCAUCCAGGCUGGCUCAGCCCCAAGGCCAACUCAGAGCCGGAGGAGGAGGACGAGCACUGCUUGUGCUGGGACGCCGACGGACAGAGACUGGCCUACGGAGCCAACAGUCGACUGGCUGUCAUUAACUUCAGCCGGUAG